Messenger RNA from Eremothecium gossypii ATCC 10895, 807 nucleotides. RefSeq names its product Utp30p (gene UTP30). Lineage: Eukaryota; Fungi; Ascomycota; Saccharomycetes; Saccharomycetales; Saccharomycetaceae. The record is from RefSeq and is marked provisional. The transcript has a single exon. The coding region runs from base 1 to 807 and encodes 268 amino acids.
AUGGACGCCCCCAUCGACGCAGAAGGCCUCGCAUCCAAGGCGCUGAACGCGCUGCUUAAGCAGUGCGCAGCGGACCCGGCGCUUUCACGAGACGCGCACGUGCAGCUGGUGAUCAAUACCAAGAAGCCAAUGGGCACCAAGAAUGACUAUGUCCCCAGGAUCAUCCCUCUGCAACAUUGCAGACUACAGAAGCCUUCGAGCCUGCGAAUACUCCUGGUCGUCAAGGACCCCAGCACGCCGUACCGCAAUGCUCUGAAGGCGGAUAGUGCCACUUCCGAACUCUUCGCCGAUAUCAUCAGCGUCAAGAGACUGAAAACCAAAUACCGCGGCGCCAAGCUCAGCGAGCUGUUCCGGCAGUUCGACAUGGUGGUCGCCGACCACCGUGUCCAGCACCUGCUGCCGCACAUACUGGGCUCUGCCUUCUACCGCUCGAACAAGAAGGUGCCGUUCGUGGUCCAGCUCUCGAGGCAGCCCCAGCCAUCGCGCUCGGGCGCGCCGGACGACGUUGACCCGAAGUACGUGCGCGCCCAGCUGCGCAGCAUCUGCCGGAACACAUGGUACCUUCCCACUCCGGAUAACUGUCUGACCGUCCGCAUAGGUGUCGUGGGAGUCCACCGGCCAGAGGAAAUGCUCCACAACAUCGAGGACGUCGUCAAGUUCUUGUGCGACAAGAACCAGCGGCCCCAGGGCGGCGCCAUCCGCGGAGGAGUCAAGUCCCUGUUUGUCAAGACGAGCAACAGCGUCAGCCUUCCGAUCUACAAGGCUUCAGAGAAGCCGGUGGAGUUCGAAGAUCAGAUACGCCUAUAG